AUGGGGCCCACGGCGCCGGGGUCUGAUGGCUUGCGUCUCUGCGCCCCACCCCCUCCAGACAGCAGCUCGAACCCGCUGCCCAGCAGCAAGAGGAUGCGUACGGCGUUCACCAGCACGCAGCUGCUAGAGCUAGAGCGCGAGUUCGCCGCCAACAUGUACCUGUCCCGCCUGCGCCGCAUCGAGAUCGCGACCUACCUGAACCUGUCGGAGAAGCAGGUGAAGAUCUGGUUCCAGAACCGCCGGGUGAAGCACAAGAAAGAGGGCAAGGGCAGCAACCACCGCGGCGGCAGCGGCGGCGGCGGGGGCGCGGGGACGGGCGAGGGCGCACCGCAGGGCUGCAAGUGCGCGUCGCUAUCCUCCGCUAAGUGCUCCGAGGACGACGAUGAAGUGCCCAUGUCUCCGUCCUCUUCGGGGAAGGAUGACCGCGAUCUGACGGUCACUCCCUAG
Odocoileus virginianus texanus is the source of this 447-nucleotide messenger RNA. The record is from RefSeq and is a predicted model, not a curated record. Lineage: Eukaryota; Metazoa; Chordata; Mammalia; Artiodactyla; Cervidae.